This is a messenger RNA of Sorex araneus (European shrew), 1254 nucleotides long. RefSeq names its product phosphoglycerate kinase 2 (gene PGK2). Bases 1 to 1254 code for a protein of 417 amino acids. NCBI's taxonomy places the organism in Eukaryota, Metazoa, Chordata, Mammalia, Eulipotyphla, Soricidae. The record is from RefSeq and is a predicted model, not a curated record. Gene Ontology annotation, cellular component: extracellular exosome; cytosol; sperm fibrous sheath. The transcript has a single exon. Gene Ontology annotation, molecular function: ADP binding; phosphoglycerate kinase activity; ATP binding. Gene Ontology annotation, biological process: gluconeogenesis; glycolytic process.
AUGUCUCUUUCUAAGAAAUUAACUUUGGACAAACUGGAUGUUAAAGGGAAGAGAGUUCUCAUGAGAGUAGACUACAACGUUCCCAUGAACAAGAACCAGAUUACAAACAAUCAGAGAAUCAGGGCUUCCCUCCCAAGCAUAAGAUAUUGUCUGGAUAAUGGAGCCAAGUCAGUAGUUCUUAUGAGCCACCUCGGUAGACCUGAUGGUGUUCCCAUGCCUGAAAAAUAUUCCUUGGAGCCUGUCGCUGCUGAGCUCAAAUCCUUGCUGGGAAAGGAUGUUCUGUUCCUCAAGGACUGUGUAGGUAAAGAAGUGGAGCAAACUUGUGCCAAUCCAGCUGAUGGUUCAGUCAUCUUGUUGGAGAACCUACGCUUUCACGUGGAGGAAGAAGGGAAGGGUAAAGACAGUGCUGGAAACAAGAUUAAAGCAGGACCAGAUGAAAUCAAAGCCUUCCGUGACUCUCUUUCCAAGCUAGGUGAUACUUACGUCAAUGAUGCUUUCGGCACUGCUCACCGGGCCCACAGUUCCAUGGUGGGAGUCAAUCUACCCCAAAAGGCCUCUGGGUUUCUGAUGAAGAAGGAGCUGGAAUACUUUGCCAAAGCUUUGGAAAACCCACAGAAACCGUUUCUGGCUAUACUUGGUGGAGCCAAAGUGGCAGACAAGAUACAGCUCAUCAAAAAUAUGCUGGACAAGGUUAAUGAGAUGAUUAUUGGUGGUGGAAUGGCUUAUACCUUCCUAAAGGUUCUCAAAAACAUGGAGAUUGGUGAUUCCCUAUUUGAUGAAGAGGGAGCCAAGAUUGUUGAGGAUAUCAUGACCACAGCUAAGACGAAUGGUGUAAAUAUUACCUUCCCAGUUGACUUUAUCACUGCUAACAAAUUUGCAGAGGAUGCCACCGUUGGUAAAGCCACUGUGGCAUCAGGUAUACCCUCUGGCUGGAUGGGCUUGGACUGUGGUCCUAAGACUAAUAAAAAGUGUGCUGAAGUUGUGGCCCGAGCCAAGCUAAUUGUGUGGAAUGGACCUGUGGGGGUAUUUGAAUGGGAUGCUUUCGCUAAAGGAACCAAAUCCCUCAUGGAUGAAAUUGUGAAAGCCACUGCCAAGGGAUGCAUCACCAUUAUAGGUGGCGGGGACACUGCUAGUUGCUGUGAAAAGUGGAAAACUGAAGAUAAAGUCAGUCAUGUGAGUACUGGAGGAGGUGCCAGUCUAGAACUUCUGGAAGGCAAAGUCCUUCCAGGAGUAGAAGCUCUCAGCAACCUAUAG